GCAUGGAGUCCGUGGUAGAGGCACUGGGAGGCACACUAAGGACGCAGUUGAUGAAGUAAAGAAUAGAUGGCGGAGUUGUCGCGACCAAUUUCGCAAAGAAAUGGCCCAUCACGGCCGCAGUGGUUCAGGGCCACUGAAGAAAAGGCCCUAUAUUUAUAAAGAGCAGCUAAUGUUCCUCAGAGACAUAAUGGACGUGCGCCCGACGGAAGACAACCUGGAGGAAGAGACGGAGCAGGCUGCCCAGGAGCAGCAGGCUGCUGCUGAGGAAGACAUUCCACCUUCCCUGGACACUGAGGAGAUGUCAGAAGCUGGCCCAUCAACCAGCUCCACGCCCCACAUCCCUCCUGCAGAGUAUGCACCUUCACUUCAGCUGGGGGCACGCCGGAAACAGUCAAUGCCCACAGCUGUAGUGGAGGUGAAUACUCGUGUACUCAACUACAUGUCCAGAGUCCGGCAGGAGGACCAUUACGAAUUAUAUGGGCGCAGUAUUGGAUCCCUAUUAAAAAAAGUUCCUGAAGAUCUUUAUCUGCGGACCCAAGGCGCCAUUGGGAUCAUCAUUCAGGCAGCCACUCCGGCAAAAGAUCCCACAGAAUUAUUUAUUGCACUAGAAAAUUGGCGCUUAUAUGGGAACAUCCAUGGGCCACCAUCUAGGCCUCCAUCUCAGUUUCCCAACAGGCCACCCCACUACCCUCCUCCUCCUCGGCAACCAUACCUCCCUCCACCCCAACAAUAUGGUCCCCUAUACAGUACAGAGGCAUCAUAUCCUCAACCUGCACCCUCCGCAGCUCAGGCUGCUCCACCCUAGCACUUUGCCCCCUCUUCACAGGGCAGUUACCAGCCAUCGCAAUCCG
Messenger RNA from Bufo gargarizans (Asiatic toad), 851 nucleotides. Its product is annotated as adhesion G protein-coupled receptor B1-like. The record is from RefSeq and is a predicted model, not a curated record. The transcript is spliced from 3 exons. NCBI's taxonomy places the organism in Eukaryota, Metazoa, Chordata, Amphibia, Anura, Bufonidae. The coding region runs from base 101 to 805 and encodes 234 amino acids.